CUCCGUUUUGCACAACGUUUUAAAUCCGCGCAGUUUUAAGACGGAAUGAAACCGUUGCAACUUUGAGCGUCCAGACGGUACAGUCUUGACGGUGCAGUCUUGUAUUUUCCGCUCAGUUUUGUGUGAUAUCGCCAUGGAGGAGGUUCUCCUGUGGUCAAUUUUCGCCUGCUGUAUUGUAAAAAAAAAAAAGAUUGGAACACAUCAGAGGAACCGUUCGUUCAAAAUGGUCACGGAAAUGGCUUUUGAAAAGGCGGGACUUUUCCCAUAUAAGAUUAUUGAGUGAAUUACGUGACGAACCUAAUGAUUGGCGAAACUACUUGAGAAUGGACAUGGACACGUAUAUUUACUUAUUGGAAUUAGUGACACCGCAUAUCAAGAAAGAAAAUACUUGUAUGAGAGCAGCAAUAUCACCACAUGAAAGGCUAACAGCAACUUUAAGAUUUUUGGCAACCGGCAGAAGUUACAAAGACCUGGAGUUCACAACAAUUAUAUCAAAACAAUCGCUAAGUGAAAUCAUUCCCGAAACAUGUGAAGCUAUCUAUCUACAAGGUGCUGAAGAAGGAUUACUUGAAGUUAUGUGGCAUAGGCUGCGGCUGCUGCGAGAAGGAGUGUUUCCCAAGACUGAAGAGGAGUGGAUGGAAUUUGCAGCGGAGUUUGAAAGAAUGUGGCAGUUCCCUCAUUGUUUAGGGUCAAUUGACGGAAAACAUAUUAGAAUUGUGCCACCUAAAGGAAGUGGGUCCUAUUAUUUCAAUUACAAAAAAACACACAGUGUUGUUCUUAUGGCAAUAGCCAAUGCCAAUUGCGAGUUUUUGUAUUGUGAUAUAGGAACAAACGGUCGGAUCUCAGAUGGAGGAGUCAUAAAUAACACUCAAUUUUAUGAAAAACUCGUUAACAACGAGUUAAAAAUUCCAAAACCCCGAUCCAUUGGAAGUUCAAACAGAGUUUUAAGAUAUGUUUUUGUUGGGGAUGAAGCCUUCGCUAUGCGUCCAGACCUUCUCAAACCAUAUCGACGAGAAACAUUAACAAGGGACCGAAGAAUUUUUAAUUACCGCCUAUCUAGGGCGAGGCGUGUUGUUGAAAACACAUUCGGCAUUUUGGCUUCCCGAUUUCGUAUUUUCCACACAAGUAUUAAUUUAAAGAUGCACAACGUCGAUACUGUAGUUCUUGCGUGUUGCGCUUUACACAAAUUUUUGCGGAGAAAGUCCCCCCAAAACUACACCCCUCCAGAAAGUAUGGAUCAGGAAAAUAUUUCUGAAUGUACUGUUCAAUUAGGUGAAAGAUGUAACCCAGAAUUAGUGCACGACCUACAGCGUGGACCAAGAGGCCACAUGUUGAACAAUGCUAACGGGGUCAGAGAUCAUUUCAAGGAGUACUUUAACAAUGAGGGGUCUGUUCCUUGGCAAGAUAGAUUUAUAACUUUAAACAAUUAAUGGCGUACAUAAAUAAUUAUUUGGUACUUGUAAUUUUUUAGUAGACACUUGUAAUAAACAUUGUAAAAGCUGAUUGUACCUAUUAAAUAAAAGAAUAUGUUUCAGUUAAUAAAGCGAUUAGGUAAUAAUA
This is a messenger RNA of Cylas formicarius (sweet potato weevil), 1560 nucleotides long. RefSeq lists its product as uncharacterized. The record is from RefSeq and is a predicted model, not a curated record. The transcript is spliced from 3 exons. Lineage: Eukaryota; Metazoa; Arthropoda; Insecta; Coleoptera; Brentidae. The coding region runs from base 324 to 1430 and encodes 368 amino acids.